AUGAUGAAUCGAAUUCGUGAUGCUUUAGCAUGCUCGGAGCCAACAAUUGAAGAGAAUGAAAAGAGAGUGGAAUGGAUUCACAGAUCCAUGAUGAAUUUGAAUAAUGAGGAUGAUGUUGCUCGGAUUUGUCCUUCUUGUUUGCAACCAAUUGUUGUUGUCGAGAAAAUGAAUCAUCACACGAAAAGCUUGUAUUACCAAGUUGAUGAAUUAUUGGAACAUGUUUCAAUUUGUUUAAAUUUAUGGAAUAAUGAAAGAAGGAAAUUGUUUGGAGAAAAUAAUGAAGAGCCCAACAUGAACGAAAUUUCCACAAAGAUCAAAAAAUCCUCCACCAAUAAUGACAAUUCUGAAAACUCUCUCACCAAAUUGGAUGAUGUACUUGGUGAUGACAUGUUGUAUCAUUUUCUGACAUUUCUUGAUCAGAGUUUCCUCAUUCACACCUGCAUGAGAGUUUCAAAACAUUGA
This is a messenger RNA of Naegleria lovaniensis, 462 nucleotides long. RefSeq lists its product as uncharacterized. Bases 1 to 462 code for a protein of 153 amino acids. The record is from RefSeq and is a predicted model, not a curated record. The transcript has a single exon. Lineage: Eukaryota; Heterolobosea; Eutetramitea; Acrasida; Naegleriidae.